This is a messenger RNA of Struthio camelus australis, 2473 nucleotides long. RefSeq names its product kelch like family member 23 (gene KLHL23). Gene Ontology annotation, molecular function: protein binding. The record is from RefSeq and is a predicted model, not a curated record. Lineage: Eukaryota; Metazoa; Chordata; Aves; Struthioniformes; Struthionidae.
GGAGCCUUGGGCAGAGAGCGAGCGUUUUGUGCGGGCGCGGACCGCCUGCUUUUGUUUGGCGCUCGCAGUGAUGGCACUGACCGGGCAGGAGGACUACGUCUACAUUUACAAUGAUUUUUCUCACCCGGGGGAUUUGCUGGAGGCGUUCCGCACGUUUUACCUGGACGGCUUAUUUACGGACAUCACUCUUCAGUGCGCUUCUGGGGUCAUCUUCCAUUGUCACCGAGCUGUGUUAGCAGCUUGCAGCAAUUAUUUUAAAGCGAUGUUCACAGCCGACAUGAAAGAGAAAUCUAAAAAGCAGAUCAGACUCCCCGGGCUCAGCCACAUCAUACUGGAAGCCCUGGUGAAUUAUGCAUACACAGCACAGAUCCAAAUAACAAAGAGAAACGUUCAGAGCCUGCUCCAGGCUGCAGACCUCCUCCAGUUCGUGUCGGUGAAGAAAGCCUGCGAGCAGUUUCUGGUUAGGCACCUAGACACGGACAACUGCAUAGGGAUGCACUCCUUCGCCGAGUACCACAAUUGCUCGGAGCUGGAAAAGGAGUCGCGGCGGAUAUUGUUGUGGCAGUUCGAGGACGUGUGGAAGCAGGAAGAAUUUCUGGACAUCGGCAAGGAGAAGCUCUUCUUUAUUCUCUCUAGGGAGAACCUCAACGUUUGGCAAGAGAAGACAGCCAUCGAAGCUGUCGUUAAGUGGGUUGCACACAACGUGGAAGAAAGAAUUGAAUGCAUCUAUGAGCUGCUGAGCUGCGUCAAAAUAGACUUAGAUAGCAUGUAUUUAAGGUCAGCUUUAAGCCUACAAAAAAAAUGCCGACUAAAUGAUAAUAAGAUCAGGUCACUCGUAUACAAUGCACUAAACCCCAGCCCCAAAGGCGUUUCCAAAAGACCCACAGCAGUCAUGUAUGUGAUUGGAGGAUAUUACUGGCAUCCCUUAUCAGAAGUGCACGUGUGGGAUCCUUUAACCAACGCUUGGGUGCAGGGAACAGACAUGCCAGAUCACACCAGAGAGAGCUACGGGGUCACUAACUUGGGCCCCAACGUUUAUGUGACGGGAGGUUAUAGAACUGAGAGCAUCGAAGCCCUCGACACCGUGUGGAUUUAUAACAGCGAACGAGAUGAGUGGACAGAAGGCUGCCCCAUGCUUGAUGCAAGAUACUAUCACUGCGCAGUUUCUUUGGGUGGCUGCGUCUACGCGUUGGGUGGCUACAGAAAGGGAGCUCCGGUACAAGAAGCCGAGUUCUAUGAUCCUUUAAAAAAGAAAUGGGUUCCUAUUGCAAACAUGAUCAAAGGAGUCGGAAAUGCCACCGCCUGUGUCCUGCAUGAAAUCAUCUAUGUAACUGGAGGUCACUACGGGUACAGGGGAAGCUGCACCUAUGAUAAAAUCCAGAGAUACCAUUCAGGUAGCAAUGAAUGGAGUAUAGUCGCCACAAGUCCGCACCCAGAAUAUGGAUUGUGUUCAAUUACAUUACAAAACAAGAUCUAUUUUGUGGGUGGACAGACCACGAUCACGGACUGCUAUGACCCAGAGCAAAAUGAAUGGAAGCAGAUGGCUCACAUGAUGGAGAGAAGGAUGGAGUGUGGCGCGGUGGUUUUGAAUGGAUGCAUCUAUGUAACGGGAGGAUAUUCCUAUUCAAAAGGAACAUACCUACAGAGUAUUGAGAAAUACAACCCUGAACUUAAUAAAUGGGAAGCAGUAGGUAAUCUCCCCAGUCCUAUGCGUUCACAUGGCUGUGUCUGUGUGUACAAUGUCUAAACAAAUUUAGUUUUCAUAUUGCUGUUACAGAAAACAGCAGAUGCAGUAUUCCCAGUAGUACUGCUUACCUCAUCAAUGAGAUGUCUACCAUAAUCCCUUAGGUCAUAUUCAUUGAAAACUAUGUAUAACCUAUCUUUAUUUUAAAUGAUUCAUAGAUGAUUCACAGGUCCAUAUUCAUAUUGAUUUAAUGAUUAAUGGAUUCAUAGAUUCCUAGAUUCAAAGAUAAAUGCAGUAACAAUGUUUCCGUAUAUUUUCAGUCCAAACAUUCUCUGUCGUAAAAAUUUUCAAAUGAUUCUCUUAUAGUGUUUUUUGUAGCCAUAGAGGAAUGACUGUGAAAAACAUAAUUUAUUUUCAUUAAUACCUGAGUGGAACUAUAGUCUGGUGCUAAGGUGAGUAAAACCAAACAAAAUACACUGUAUUUCUGUGGACGACUGGGUUUAAGGUGAAAUCUCUGAUGCUCUGAAGAUAGCUAUAGAAAUUGUUCAUUGUCACAGGAUAAGCGUGUGGUACAUACACAGCAGUAUCACUUUGAGGACUGGAUUACCACAUCCAGAAGCAUUGGGCAAUUAUCCUCUAAAUCUAAUUAUUCCUCUAAUAUGCCUUAAGAUGCGGAAAUGAGAGGAGUACAUGGGGGAAGAAAUGACACAUGGUAGCCCAGCAGCACAAAGAGAAAGUGUGCGUUAGUUUUCCAGAAGCCGAGCAAUGCUCUGCAGUAAAGAACCAUUA